UUCCGCUGUUUCUUGGUAGAAAGAUACUGAAAAGGUACCACCGCCCAUCGAUCUUUUUCCUUUCAAGAGAAGUACAGCACCCUCUCACAAUCAUCCACUUCACACACACUCGCUCAAACACACACACACAGACCUCUCUACCAUUUCUCGUACUCGGGCUGAAUCCGGAAAAGCUUCAAGUGUGUCGUGGAAGAUAAAAGAUCGGAACUUUUUUUGACCCCUCGUACCGCAAAAACAUAUGCUAUAAAAGGAAUGAACCCACUGUUGCCGGCAAGUUUUAAUCGCAGACACGAAAAGAAACCCGUGGGGUGAACAGAAAAAAAGGGCUUUUGGCCCUGUGGUUAUAAUUUGCCCGUUUUCAUAUUUCUGUUAAUCCUUUUUGGGUGUGUUUUUGGAAUGGGAAGUGCUGGUGAGGAGCCCUUUAAGGGCAUCGAUGGAUCAGUUGGUGGGCUGGUAUGGGUCCGAAGGAGGAAUGGGUCAUGGUGGCCGGCCCAAAUUGUCAGCCCGGAUGAACUUCCAGACGGUUGUUUGCCUGCACCAAGAUCAGGAACCCCUGUGAAACUCCUUGGUAGAGAGGAUGCUAGCGUGGAUUGGUACAACCUCGAGAAGUCAAAACGUGUGAAAGCCUUUCGCUGUGGGGAAUACAAUGAAUGCAUAGAGAAGGCAAAGGCAUCCACAUCCCAUAUCUCUAAAAAGGCGGUCAAAUAUGCCAGGCGAGAGCAUGCUAUCCUUCACGCCCUGGAGCUCGAGAGUGCCCACGUGGGGAAAGAUUUUCCAAGUUUAGCCUUAGCCCCCUUAAAAAAUCCUCCAGAAAUCGGCAAACCCCAUCAGAAUAUGCGAUUACCCUUGAACGAACAAAAUCAAGAAGAUUUCAUAGAAAAUUCAAGUGAUUCAGUGGAAGAAUCAAAUUCGGCACCUGAACUAUCCCAAUCUGGGGUCUCUUUCGAGGAGCCGAAAACGUGUUUUGACGAAAUUAAGGAAGAUUGUAAACUGAAAAAGAUCCCGGACGACUCGGAAGACGAAGGCUUUGAAGGAGUGAAAAAGCGUAUGAAGGGGCUUGAGGACUUAGGCAUGGGCUUCAGGUCCUCGUCAGGGAAGAAAAGGCCUCGAGUGGGCCAUGCCUCAGAGUUCUUGAAAAAGAAGAACAAACGCCGAACUCUGUCGAAAGUGUUGGAGUGCACACCGAUGGUCUGUGUGCCUGUCGUAUGUGAACAUUUGUCCAGCUUGACUGAGCCUUGUGUUCUGGCUGACAGCAAGAUACCAAGAACUGAUGAAUCGAACGAGUCUAAUAAGAUGAACAAUAAUAAUAACUCUGAUAGCACGAUCACUGGAGUCUCGUGUGAGAAUGUGGUAUCGUUGAGUAUAAUGUCCAGGAAUAAUGGAGAUGGUUGUAAGAUGAAGGAGAAUGAGAUUUCUAGUGUGGUCGGAGUUUGUGAAGACGGGAGGUUGUUUGAUGUACCACUUGUUACUGAAGAAAAGGAGCAAUCAGAAGAAAAAGCCUCCCACUGGCAGUCGAAGGGCAAGCGCAACUCCCGGCCCAGGAGAACCGAGCCCGAGGUAGUACCACCUUUGGUGGGCCCCACCCUCCUAGAAAUCCGGGCCGACGAGUUCCGCAACUGGAGCUGGGAUUCCGGGGGCCCGAAAUCUCACUCGCGGGCCCCACAGAGGCCCGAUUUGCACGAUGUGAACGUGGAGGUUCGGACGGGCUUCACCCGGGCCCAACACGUCCCCUACAUCUCGCUCAUGAGCAGGCUCAACGGGCGGCCUGUGACUGGCCACCCGAUUUCGGUCGAGGCCUUGGAAGAUGGGCUUUGCGAUGAUUUGGUGCUCGAAUGCCACGUCAGCAGCAGCUCUGGGAUGGACCUGUCCCAAUUCCGGAGGCCACGUGGCAAGAGCAGGUCUAAGUCGAAGCUGAAGAGAAACGGGCCCAAAAACGGGCUUUUGUCCAAGAAAAUUAGGAAGCUGUCCUCGUUAACGGGCUGCAGGAAGCAGAAGAGCCUACGCGAGAAGAAGAAGCCCGUUUUGGAAAAGCUGAAGGGCCCAUCUAUAGCUUGUGUGCCAUUGAAGGUAGUUUUCAGUAGGAUUAAUGCGGCGCUGAGUGGUUUGGCUCGAUCCACGCCUCCUCGUGUGAUGGGAAUGAGCGGCACUUGAUUUCUCGAUUUUUUUUUUUCUGGAAAAAAAUAAAAUAAAAAAUUGAUAUCUGUGAAAUGAUGCUGUAACUGGUCUGAAUGUAGAAAUCCUUUGUAGUGAGUGAAAGUGUUGCUGGCUGAUUAGGUGUGUAUAUAAUGAAAACAUUGUUUCAGCUGUUUUUUC
Molecule: messenger RNA, 2313 nt
Organism: Striga asiatica
Lineage: Eukaryota; Viridiplantae; Streptophyta; Magnoliopsida; Lamiales; Orobanchaceae
Source: the annotation of a GenBank genome assembly